GGUGUUUUGUCUUCGGAGUGUGCUGGCGGCGACGCGCAUGUCAUUGUGGAGAGCAACUACCGGGUGUACGCCUACACCCGCUCCCCGGUUGCCAUCGCGGUGUUGGAGCUGUUCGUGAAGCGCGAGGCGCUGCUGCCAAACCUGUUCGUGGGGGCGCUGAGGAGGGACAGCGUGAUGGGGGCGCUGGCGAGGGGUAUCUCCGCGGAGGAGCUGGUGAGCUAUCUAGCCGCCCGCCCGCACCCCUCCGUCGCGUCCAGGUCGCCGGUGGUGCCGGAGGUUGUAUCCGACCAGAUCCGGCUGUGGGAGGCCGCCAUGAACCGCCUGCGCGCCGAGGCUGCCGUACUGUACGAAAAUAUGGAGAGCCGGGAAUUGUACGACAGAGCUGUGUCGUAUGCUCGCUCGGCGGGGACGCUGCUGUGGGAGGAUGGCGCCAAGAUGCGUUUCGUGGCGACGGAUGCGGGCCAUGAGGCGAUGAAGAGCUUCAUCAUGAGGACCAAGCAGGAACUCAAGCAGUAAUGGGGGAUUGGAUAAACUGAGCCGCGGAAACACUGACCCUGACCGUAGGGUACCGGAAAGUAAUGGGGGAGAUGAAGAGGGGCCAAGUAGGGGGAUAAAGAGGGAACAACGAAGUUAUCGUGUGAGAAGGCUACAUAAUACAUGGUUUGCA
Molecule: messenger RNA, 667 nt
Organism: Astrephomene gubernaculifera
Lineage: Eukaryota; Viridiplantae; Chlorophyta; Chlorophyceae; Chlamydomonadales; Astrephomenaceae
Source: the annotation of a GenBank genome assembly